Molecule: messenger RNA, 1242 nt
Organism: Effrenium voratum
Lineage: Eukaryota; Dinophyceae; Suessiales; Symbiodiniaceae
Source: the annotation of a GenBank genome assembly
AUGGCGGAGCGCGGAAGGAAGCGGGCGAGGCCACCCGGGGACAGCGUGCUGCGCCUGGUUUCGCCGAAGGCCAAAGCGCUGGACCCCGGCUUGGAUCCCCAGGAGUUGGUGCGCAGGAUCUUGUGCCCCAUACCCCUGGACACUUUCCUGUCGGAGUGCUGGGCGGAGAAAGUGGUGGCAGUGCAGGGCCCGGCGCGGCGCGUGGCGCCUUUAUGCCGAGCCUGCGGCGGGCUGCAGCUGGAGGAGAUGCUAGAGCUGACGCCCAGCGAACAGGUGCAUGCUUGGCUGAAAGGCGAGCAGGGUACUGUCCGCUCGGUGUCCGUGGACGCUGCGGCAGCCAUGGGCCUGGCAGAAGCCAAGGCGGCGCUCUACUUCCGAGCGCCGGAAGCCUUGGAGGACCUACUGGUGCCAGGCCUAUGCCAAGGCCUGGGCGCAGCUUUUGCUGGGAUGUACCCAGGCGACGGCCGGCCCCGCGGGGAGAUUGAGACCUUUGUGUCGCAGGGCGGGCACGUCACAGGAUGGCACACGGACUUUCAGCACAACUUCACCUUUCAGCUCAGGGGCGCCAAGCGAUGGCGCUUCAAGCCGGGCCCGGUGAGGAAUAAUGUGCGCGCCUUGACGCCGCACUUCCAGACAAGGUCCAACUUUGAGCAGCAGAUGAAGCUCCACGCGAUCAGCGAUCCAUCCAUGCCGGACUUCAAGCCGCCGGAUGAGUUCUUUCAAGACGCGGAGGUGGUCGAAAUCCAUGCUGGGGAUGUGCUAUAUCACCCAGCCGGAGUUUGGCACCAAGUGGAGAGCGCUGGAGAAGGCGAAAGCAUCUCCAUCAACGUCUCACUGUCGUGUGCUACCUGGGCAGAGAUGGUGGGGGACGCAGUGCGGCAGGCGCUGUGGCGCUCAGAACCGCUGCGCUCGCCCCUCGUGGGCCUCGCCGGGCGCGAGCUCGCAGACGUGCGCCGCGAGGUGGAAGUGCAGCUCCGAGAGGCGAAGAAGAGGAUCAACGCGCUCACGGCGGAGGAUCUGCUGGCGCCAGUGAUGCUGGACAGGCCCCCGGAGCACAUCCACCUGGGCCGGUCCUCGCUGGGGAAAAGCUUCAAAGUGUCUCAAAGCAGCCGCUUCCGCUUCUCCCGCUUGGCGGCGCUGGUGGAACUGCCUGAGGAUGCCUCCGAGGUAGACAUGGGUCUGGGCAAGCAGAGGCUUCUGCUACAAGAACUGCGUACCUUGAAAGGACAUAUUUACCGGUGA